GAAGAUUGACGAUUGUGCUGUACCGUACCAUACAUGCAUGCGCACUCGUGACUCACGUUCACGGCGCACAUGGUGUGGUGGAUGGAUGGAUGGAUGAAUCACGAAUCGCCGUGCAUAUACAGCAACACUCACUCACCCACACGCUCACCCCUUCUGACUUACGACUUCAUCUCAAGCUCUAACUCAUCUUCGCUUCACAGCACCUCAUUCGCCCUCGCUACGCUCCACAUCCAUCCUCAGAAGCAGCCCCGACAAGCCCACCACUCUUCUCUUGUGCUCGGCUCGGCUCGCCUUGCCUUGCCUUGCCUUGCGCAGCUCGCUCGCCCGCCGGUCUUCAACUGAGCUUACAGUGCGACGCUGUAGCCGCUCUCUUCACUGCCCGCGCAUUUUGGCUCUAGUCAGCUCACUCUGCGCUUCCAGUAUCUCCAACUUCGCACAGCUCGCGCCGAGUAGCAGCGGCCAAAAUGAUCCUUUUGGAAUCCGAGAAUGUCAUUAUCCGCGAGUUGCUCACAGCAUGCUUUGCAGAGCCAUCGGCCGUAGACCAGACAUUCACAGACUUUGAUGGCGUCUCUUAUCACCUCGAGGGCUCCAAAACUGGUCCCAUCACGCUCAGCAUAGAUCUUCGAUGCUGGAGGGAGCUCGAAGCGUUGGGCGCUAUCGAGGUGCUCCGGCGAGAGUAUGGAGCUUUUCUCAGGGCGCAAUCUGAAAACGAGUACAGCGUCACUCUAGAGCUCGACUAUGCAAAGAUUCCAGCUGAUCAGGCUUCCAGACAAGCUUUGGUCCAUAAGCUGUCGCUCUUGAAGCGCAACAUUAUGGCCGCGCCCUUCGAGCGCGCCUUCGAAAUACAAAAGUCCCUGGCGGAAUCGCUUGCUGCUUCUGCGUCUGCACAAGAAGGCUCGCACUCUGCACCACCUCAAGGCGCCGGAGAGAUCAUGAGCAUCAACUACCGCGACGAUGAGGCCAUAUACAUCGUGCCCGGGAAUGAUCGCGUGACUGUCGUGUUCAGCACGACUUUCAAAGAUGAGACGGACAGGAUCUUUGGGAAAGUCUUCUUGCAGGAAUUUGUGGACGCACGAAGGCAGCCCUCGAUUCAAAAUGCGCCGCAGGUACUCUACUCAAACAGGGAACCUCCCUUGGAGAUUCGGAGCAUCCGCGGACUUAACAGGAGCGAGAGCGUGGGCUACGUCACCUUUGUGCUCUUCCCACGCCACUUCCAGAACCCCGAUGUUACUUUCACAACAAUCUCCCACAUUCAGCUCUUUCGCGACUACCUCCACUACCACAUCAAAUGCAGCAAAGCUUACAUGCAUAGCCGUAUGAGGCAUCGUGUCGCGGAAUUCCUCAAGAUCCUGAACCGCGCAAAGCCCGAGCAGGCGGAGAAGGAGAGAAAGACGGCGAGUGGUCGAUCAUUCCGGCGAGCUUGAGCAGCUCGAAUCGAGCGAAAUCUUGCAGUUUUGAAGCUGGCCUUUCGGUCAUCUAGCGGGCAUGUAGAUUUGUUCAUGUGCGUGAUCAGACUGGCGAACAAUGCGCAUGGAUACGUCCAGUAUACUCUUGGGCGGCUACCACGCUCUCGAGUGCCAUGGCUCCACGACACCCAGUCGAGCUCCAUCAGUCGAAGAACCGAUCGCAGGUUUGAUGUUGAACACAGUGAUUGAUUCAAUAGAGUAUAUUUUGAGCUCAUG
Molecule: messenger RNA, 1682 nt
Organism: Ceraceosorus guamensis
Lineage: Eukaryota; Fungi; Basidiomycota; Exobasidiomycetes; Ceraceosorales; Ceraceosoraceae
Product: putative ARC35-subunit of the Arp2/3 complex
Exons: 7
Coding region: 465-1424 (319 amino acids)
Biological process (GO): Arp2/3 complex-mediated actin nucleation; actin filament polymerization
Cellular component (GO): actin cytoskeleton; Arp2/3 protein complex
Molecular function (GO): actin filament binding; structural constituent of cytoskeleton
Source: RefSeq, a predicted model, not a curated record